This is a messenger RNA of Astyanax mexicanus (Mexican tetra), 2029 nucleotides long. It is a transcript of the gene psma3, whose product is annotated as proteasome 20S subunit alpha 3. Bases 186 to 953 code for a protein of 255 amino acids. Lineage: Eukaryota; Metazoa; Chordata; Actinopteri; Characiformes; Acestrorhamphidae. Gene Ontology annotation, biological process: ubiquitin-dependent protein catabolic process. Gene Ontology annotation, cellular component: nucleus; proteasome core complex, alpha-subunit complex; proteasome core complex. The transcript is spliced from 11 exons. The record is from RefSeq and is a predicted model, not a curated record.
GCUUCUUCACACGCGGGUAUUUUCACACGCUGUGAUUGGAGGACAGCGCUGUCCAAUCAGGGAGCGGCUUGUUGCGGUGUGAAGGGGCUGCAGUAGUGUUGCCGCUGUGGUUAGCCGAUGCUGUAGGGAGUUAGCGGACCCGCUGCACUGCUUCUCUCAGUUCAACCAGAUACCGCUUUAAAACCAUGAGCUCCAUCGGGACUGGGUAUGAUCUGUCUGCCUCCACCUUUUCUCCAGAUGGGAGGGUAUUUCAAGUUGAAUAUGCUAUGAAGGCAGUAGAAAAUAGCAGCACGGCGAUUGGAAUCCGCUGCAAAGAUGGAGUAGUGUUUGGAGUAGAGAAGUUGGUCCUAUCAAAACUGUACGAGCAAGGCUCCAACAAGCGCAUCUUCAAUAUUGAUCGUCAUGUUGGAAUGGCUGUGGCUGGGCUGCUUGCAGAUGCCAGAUCUCUCUCUGAGGUGGCGAGGGAAGAGGCCUCCAACUUCCGCUCCAACUACGGCCAUGACAUUCCCUUGAAGCAUCUGGCAGACAGAGUUGCUAUGUACGUCCAUGCCUACACGUUAUACAGUGCAGUAAGGCCUUUUGGAUGCAGUUUCAUCCUUGGGUCUCAUGAUGAAGAUGAUGGUCCUCAGCUCUAUAUGGUUGACCCCUCAGGAAUUUCAUAUGGUUACUGGGGGUGUGCCAUUGGAAAAGCCAAGCAAGCUGCAAAAACAGAAAUUGAGAAACUUCAGAUGAAAGACAUGACCUGCAGAGAGUUGGUAAAGGAGGUUGCAAAAAUAAUCUACAUUGUACACGAUGAGGUGAAAGAUAAAGCCUUCGAGUUGGAGCUCAGCUGGGUUGGAGAAGUCACAAAAGGAAGACACGAGCUGGUCCCUAAGGAUAUCAAAGAAGAGGCUGAGAAAUAUGCUAAAGAUUCACUGGAAGAGGAGGAUGACUCUGAUGAGGACAACAUGUAAUCAGCUUACCUAACAGGAGACAAUUCUUCUUACCCAAUGUAUAACAUUUUUCAUGCACCCUGACAGCUCUCAAAACUUGACUGGUAAUUUCUUUUAUAUGUUUUUGUAGUAAGUUGGACAAAUUGAUUCCUAUGUUUACUUUUGGGGGUUUAAAACAAAAAAUAAUAAAUAAAAAAAUGUAUAAACUGGUGUCAUGCCUUAUAUUGUAACGUACUACAUAACUUACCAUAUCAGUCAUAUUAUGCAAUCACUUGUGGAGUAAUUGGCUGUAACACAAAGCACAGCAUCAGGCCCAAUAAAGCUAAACUGGAUCUGUGUACAGUGUUAAGAUUAUAGACAAACAGAAGUCUUUAGUAAUACACUGCAAGGACUUGAACCUUGUACUAAGGAUCAGUAGUGCCAGCCACCAGUGUAAGGAACUGCAGAGCAACGGUUUGCCAUUGUUAAAUUCCAUGUUGUGCAUCUGCACACUAAAUCCAAGCUAAAUCCAUUUAAGCAUGUGUGAAACCAUAAACAGUUGUAACCUUGACCAGCAUAAUAGCAGUCAAUUGAAGUGCUUAGUAAGCACAUGGUGAAGUGCAAGAUAACUUAUCAGACAGACUGCCUUUUACAACUACAGUACUGAUGGCCCAUAUUCAUCAAAGCUUUAAUCAGAGUUCAAAUUAAAAUGUGUGGAGAAGUAUACAAACUGUUUACACACCUGUUUUAUCAAACCCAGCAGAGCUUUGAGCACAACUGUCAUGAAAAAACGUCUGCAAUUCCAAAUAGCAGAACCCAAUCUGCCUUUAUAAUAAAUACAGGAAGCAGAUGUUCUAGCAUUAAGUCAAUUAAUAUGAAUAGUAUGUAGCAGCUCAUGGGCCUUUAACCGCCCUUGUAUGUGUGAUCAGCUGCGUCUACCUAUACUUUACAUUGAUUGGAAUUGGGUGUCAAGAGAGUAUGUUGCCAGUUAAGCAAUUUACCUGUCCAGGUGUUGUGCAGAAUUCUGUCUCCCUGCCAAAAUCAGACUCCCAUCAAGUGUAAUUUAUUUCUGAAACAGAUGGCGCAUGCCCAUAAAGGAGAACUUGAUUUAUCCACAA